AUGGACUUGUUUGUUUUGUCUCUUGAUAAGGGAGUUGGUUCAUUCAGCAGCAGUACGAUGGCCUGUCAGGAAGAUGGGAUCGAGCCAGCGGCUGCGAUCUCAGCUGUACAAAAUGAAGGCCGAGGCCACCGCUUACGUGACAUCCUCAAUCAGAGACGAGAUGAGUUAGACGCCCUCAUUUCAGAAAACAGGAAUCAACCUUUUCGUGUGGUUCAUAACCUCAAAAAUGCAGGUAGACCUUCUUUAAUACGGGGCACUCCCAUUACCUGCAGGAUGGACAAUGUUGAGAAAAACACAAGCGGUGCACUGGAUGAUGAAGACACCUUGUAUACGUUUCAUCUAACACACGGUAAUUUCCAAUGGACAGUGAAGAGAAAGUACAAACACUUUCAGGAGCUGCAGCGAGACCUUUACCUCCGCAGGAUACUCCUUUACUUUCGGCCUUUUGAAAGGUUUGAAAUGAAUGAGCAGCAGCAGAGGAGCAGGUUGAGCAAAAUGCCGAACCUGGACGGCACAGAACAGACCAGGAGGACCUCCAAAAAAGGGCUCUCAAGGUGUCCGGACUCUAAACACCUCGAGGACUACCUGAAUAGUGUGCUGGAGAAAUCAUUUUGCAGAAAUGCCGGCAGCAUGAUGGAUUUCCUCUACAUCAGUCCUCUUUCCUUUAUCAAUGAUUUGGGGCCCAAAGGCUUGGAGGGACCGAUCAUCAAGAGUUCCGGGGGCUACGAGACACAUGCCCUGCAAUGCAUUUGCAAUAACACAUGCUGUUUCCUGUGGUCACACCGCUGGAUGGUGGUGAAAGACUCCUUCCUCAUGUUCAUCAACCGAGAUGACGCCACCAUCAACGGUGUGAUGCUUUUUGACCCCAAGUUCCAAGUGAAAGUGCAACAAACUGGACUCUGCAUUGAGAACACAGCAAGGAGCGUGAUAAUUAAGUGCAGCAGCGACAAAGAAACAGAAUGGUGGGGCGACGAAAUCAAACGGCUGACAGAAGCAUGUGACUUUCUCAAAGUGCAUCGAUUUGGUGGCUUUGCUCCUCCACGAGAGAACACGCUCACUAAAUGGUAUGUGAAUGGAAGUGGCUACUUUGCCGACCUGGCUGAUGCUCUUAAGAAAGCAAAGGAGGAGAUUUUCAUCACUGAUUGGUGGCUCAGUCCUAAAGUGUUCCUAAAGAGGCCAGCAAAUGAUAAGGAUUGGAGGCUGGACAAGAUCCUUCAAGAGAGAGCAAAGGAUGGAGUGAAAGUAUUUAUCCUGCUGUACAGAGAGGUGACGUAUGCACUUUCCAUCAAUAGCAACUACAGCAAGAGAGCUCUAAGGAAGAAACAUCGAAACAUCAAGGUGAUACGGCAUCCUGACCAUGUGUCAUCUGGGGUGAUCUUUUGGGCUCACCAUGAAAAGAUGGUGGCCAUUGACCAAACCGUAGCUUUUGUCGGCGGGAUUGAUCUGACAUUAGGGAGGUGGGAUGACAAUCAGUACCGGCUAACAGACCUAGGUUUUGCAGAGGGGUCAAACGGUGUGUCUGAGGAGCAGCUAAACAAAAGCUGGUUCUCUUGUCAUGUGGGUGCCUCUCAUAACCAGGACAAUGAUUCAACUGAUGGUCCCAAGACUGGCAAUCAACCAAAACAGGGUUCUAGAAAUCUGUCUGGCAACACUAAACUGUGGCUUGGCCAAGAUUACAACAACUUUGUCUUAAAAGACUGGGUCAAACCAGAAAAGCCAUUUCAAGAAAACGUUGAUCGGACUAGAGUUCCUCGCAUGCCGUGGCGUGACCUGUCUGCGGCUGUCCAUGGCGGAGCAGCCAGGGAUGUGGCCAGACACUUUAUCCAACGCUGGAACCUCAACAAGAUCUCAAAAAGGAAGUACAGAGACAACUUUUACCCUUACCUUGUUCCCAAGUCUCACUCCACUGCUGACUCACUGCCAUUCAUCGUGCCUGGCUCCAGCAAAGCCAAAGUUCAGGUGUUGCGCUCUGCUGAUCGGUGGUCAACUAAAAGGUUGGAAACCUCAAUCCAGAAUGCCUACAUACACACUAUAGAGAAGAGUGAGCACUUCAUCUACAUUGAGAACCAGUUCUUCAUCAGCUGUGCUGAUAAUAAGACCGUCUACAACGGGAUUGGUGAUGCAAUUGUAAAACGGAUUCUUCGUGCUCAUAGCACAAAGAAGAAGUUCAGGGUGUUUGUGGUGAUUCCUCUGCUUCCUGGGUUCGAGGGAGACAUUAAAACAGGAGGUGGAAAUGCCAUUCGGACAAUUCUGCACUUCACUUACAGGACGAUUUGCCGUGGAGAGGUGUCCAUCCUGUCUCAGCUUAGUAAAGUGAUAGACAACUGGCAAGACUACAUCACUUUUUGUGGUCUCAGAACACACUCCAAGCUCUCCGGGUUACUUGUCACUGAGCUGAUCUACGUUCACAGCAAGAUUCUAAUAGCCGAUGACCGCCGUUACAUCAUUGUGGUCGUUCUUCUCAGUGCAAAUUCCGAACCCAGUAUCAACAUAGAAGAUCCAGUCAGUGAUGACUUCUUCGGGAUUUGGAACAAAACUGCCAAACUUAACACCAACAUUUAUGAACAGGUCUUUAAGUGCCUUCCCUGCGACACUGUUCAAAACAUGCAGCAGCUGAACGAGUAUUCCAGCCAGCAGCCCCUUUGUGACACAAACUUGGAGAAGGCAGAAGAGGAGCUGAGAGCAGUUCGAGGGCUGCUGGUCCACUUUCCUCUGAAGUUCUUGUCUGGGGAAACGUUGCUGCCUCCAUCAACUUCGAAAGAAGGCAUGGCUCCCUUAACACUCUGGACAUAA
This is a messenger RNA of Nematolebias whitei (Rio pearlfish), 2793 nucleotides long. Its product is annotated as phospholipase D1-like. Gene Ontology annotation, biological process: cell motility; phosphatidic acid biosynthetic process; intracellular signal transduction. The coding region runs from base 1 to 2793 and encodes 930 amino acids. Lineage: Eukaryota; Metazoa; Chordata; Actinopteri; Cyprinodontiformes; Rivulidae. The transcript has 22 exons. The record is from RefSeq and is a predicted model, not a curated record. Gene Ontology annotation, molecular function: protein binding; D-type glycerophospholipase activity; phosphatidylinositol binding.